AUGGAUUCACUGCUAUUCGCCGAAAGCUCUCGCAGGAGAUCCCAAUCGGCCUCGCCAUCUGGCCAUCUCGCUGCACACAAAAAUGCCGAGCAGCCAUCGCUGGCGCCAGGGCGAUUCGACCGUGCAUCCAUGGUAUCGGGCAAGUGGAACGUGAACUCGUGGCGCAAGGGGACAAAGCGCAAGCAGGGCCUCCCGAGCCCGACCCCAGACUCGGGAGCCCCGCCUCCAUCGCCAGCAUCGUCCGGGCGCUUUAUUAGGCCCUCGCUAGCGACUUCAGCUGCCGACUUCCAGCUGGGAGGAUCGUCGGCGGCGCGAUCGCGCACGCGCACGAAUGGGUCGGUGUCCAUGGACAGCGAGUGCGAGAUGCUCAGCGAGCCGGAUCUUAGCCGCCUCCGAUCCGAGGCAUACUCCGACCUCCACCGCAGUGUCGCCGAGAGCAACGAGCGCUUUGUGCAGCGCAUGCGCGAGCUCGAGCAGCUGCGUGCGCUCCCUUCUCUCAACACAUCGCCCGUCGUCGAGCCCCGUCACCGCGGACGCAAACGCGCCUGCCAUUCCUCGUCGCGUCAUACCUUCUCUGCGGAUCCCUCUGACGACGAUGACGACGACGUGUAUGUAUCCAGCGGCGAGAGAGCGGACCCGUUCGGCGGAAACCCGCGGCGCAAGCGCAUGCGCGCCGCUUCUCCCAGUGGCACAUUCCCGGAGAGGAGCAGCGGAUACUCCUCGCCGGCCGCGCCCUCGUGCGACUCGUCGUCCGCCUUUCCAUCCGACGAAGAGGACGACGAUAUCGAAAUCGACGUCGGCACGGCGUGCUCGACCCUCCCUGGUCUAUAUAAUGCGGAGACGAUGCCCGGACUGCCUAGCGCGGACGGCGAGACGGACUCAUCGGCGUCCUCGUCGCUGCGAUCUUCUACGCCAUCCCUCCGCUCCUCAGCGUCGUCGAUCCGAUCGUCCCCGCCCGUCGAAUGUCAGCCCCUCCCCUCCACGCGCUCGGAGAAGGCGCUGGCCGCGCUCACACUCGCCAUGGAGCACGGCAUCGGCGUCGCGGACUACGCGGCGCUGCGCGAUAUCUCUGAGGGCGAGCGCGAUCCCUACGGUGACAGCUACUGGGGGUGA
This is a messenger RNA of Schizophyllum commune H4-8, 1113 nucleotides long. RefSeq lists its product as uncharacterized. The record is from RefSeq and is a predicted model, not a curated record. The coding region runs from base 1 to 1113 and encodes 370 amino acids. The transcript has 2 exons. NCBI's taxonomy places the organism in Eukaryota, Fungi, Basidiomycota, Agaricomycetes, Agaricales, Schizophyllaceae.